Molecule: messenger RNA, 1902 nt
Organism: Ascochyta rabiei
Lineage: Eukaryota; Fungi; Ascomycota; Dothideomycetes; Pleosporales; Didymellaceae
Product: Tyrosinase
Exons: 4
Coding region: 1-1902 (633 amino acids)
Molecular function (GO): oxidoreductase activity
Source: RefSeq, a predicted model, not a curated record
AUGGACCAGGGUGAGAAGGUGUCUUACUACAAGGUCGCAGGGAUACACGGAGUUCCAUUCGGGCAGUGGGACGGUGUGACGGGCCAGGAAGGCCAGGAGAUGAUGGGCUACUGCCCUCACGUGAGCAACAUGUUCGGUCCAUGGCAUAGACCUUACCUUGCCCUCUUUGAGCAAGUGCUCCAUGAUCGCGCUGUGGAAAUUGCAAAGGAGUACCCAGCAGGUGAGCCUCGAGCCAAGGCUAUGGCGAUAGCUGAUAAAGUGCGUCUGCCAUACUGGGACUGGGCAAUGGACCCACCGAAUAGUGAUGAAGGAUGCAUGCCGGCCAGUCUCCGUCGUCCGACAGCUACGGUAACAUAUCCCAACGGUACGACAGGUAAUAUUGCCAAUCCAUUGUACCGUUACGAUUUUCACCCUCUGAAGUAUGACGAUUUUACACCAUUGAGCGAAUUUCAAUUCAAAAACUGGAAUCACACGAUUCGCUUCCCAGUCGAUGGGUUCGCUCUCAAUGCUACCAGCCGUAACGAUGCGGCAAAUGAACGCAUCAGUAAACAGCAACCGAACAACCGUGACAUGCUUUACAAACUGCUCACGAUGUACCAGCCUUUCAAUCAAGUCAGCAACAAGGCUAAUGGUGGCACAAUUGGCAACUUUGAAACUCUCCACGACGGCCUCCACAAUAGUUUUGGACUUGGCCACAUGGGCAUUGUUGAGGUAUCUGCCUUCGAUCCUGUCUUCUGGUUUCACCAUGCAAACAUGGAUCGAAUUUUUGCUUUGUACCAAUAUCCAGACACCUGGGUUGAGGAUGCAGCACAGGCUAAGGGUACUUUUACGGUUGCUAAAGGUGCCGUCGAGGGUCCUGCGUCGCCACUCGCCCCGUUCCACAUGAACGCUCUUGGUGAUAUGUGGACAUCAACGACCUCUCGUAACUGGACGUCUUUCGGUUACACCUACCCCGAGUUGAUGACCAAUCCUACCAACCAGACCCUCACUUCGACCCUCAACAAGCUCUACAAGCCGACGACUCAAGGUUUAGGUAGUGCCAAUACGACACCUCCGGCGCCUGGCAGCAGUGUUGGUAACAACAGCACAAUGAACAGCACCAAGAAGGCGACAGAUUGGCUGUGCGAGGUCAAUAUGCCCACGGACAUUCAGAUCUCGUACUCUGUUCGCGCAUUCCUUGGCGAACCAGACGCGGAUCCCAAAAAUUGGCCCACAGACCCGAACUACAUCGGUCAACUCGCCUCGAUGUCUUCUCCUCGCAUGAAUUCGGACGUAAUUGUUACGGGUAACAUCGUGCUGACCGAGAGGUUGGCACAAAAGCACCAAUCAGGAGAACUGAAGAGCUUGGAAAAGGAUGCCGUUGCAGCCUACUUGAAAGCGAACUUUAGCUGGCGCAUUCAAGCCUUGGACUACAGUGAAAUUCCCCGCAAUAACCCACCUGCCGGCCUCAACGUCACCGUCUUCAGUGUUCCAGUCUCAAUCCCAGAAUCGGACGACGAAGUUCCCGCCUGGGAUGGCGACGUCGAGUACAAUCGCGAUAUCGAGGGCAACCCGCCUGUCUACAACGGCUCUGGUCCCGGUGGUACCAACUCAACUACUCCUACUGCCGAUGCCGCCGGACAUUUUGACGCGUCAUCUGGCGAAUGGGUGUGGAACAACGCAACAGAGUCUGCUGCUGGGCAAGUCGAUGGUGGAGGCGGAACCAGGAUUGUGCAAGAGACAGUCACGCAGUAUAUCACUGUCGGCGCAGUUCCCACGUCAGUAGCAGAUGCUGAGCCUUCGAUUACGGCCGCACCUGCAACUGUAGAGCAAUCCUCUUUCUCUACAGUGAAAGUUGGCACUCGAACCAAAUUCAUGACUUCGGUCAUCAUUGAGUACGCAACUUUCAUGCCUGGUCAAUGA